This is a messenger RNA of Austrofundulus limnaeus, 4172 nucleotides long. RefSeq names its product myosin light chain kinase family, member 4a (gene mylk4a). The record is from RefSeq and is a predicted model, not a curated record. Bases 545 to 2932 code for a protein of 795 amino acids. The transcript has 15 exons. Gene Ontology annotation, molecular function: protein kinase activity; ATP binding. Gene Ontology annotation, biological process: protein phosphorylation. NCBI's taxonomy places the organism in Eukaryota, Metazoa, Chordata, Actinopteri, Cyprinodontiformes, Rivulidae.
AGACRUGUCGAUCACGUUACUUAUUUUGUGACCACCUUUGUGACCACCUAUUACAAGUUAAUUUUGUUGUGAAUUGCAUAAGAGGACUAGAACAGGUCAUUGAGAAUUUCCCUACUUGUCCAACUCAAGAAGUACUGUGUAUAGUGAUCAUUUUCACACCUAGCAAGCAAGUGAUGGAGAUGGGCUCAGCCCUUAAAGGCUCUCAAAUGUCUCAUAACCYAACCACUGCCAAGCCCCCACCUCAUACACUUGAACCCCGCUGACGCAGGCCGACCAUUUACAUUUAGGUGCACCGGCUCACUCUAUUCUUAAUACUGGAUCAGAGAAGAGCAGAGAGUUGACUUUAUGUUAUUCAGAGGUCAGAUUAUCUGAGAUCAGGAUCUAGAAUAUUUUGUUGGAUUUAUUUUCAAUCACGUUUCUUCUCUGUUCAGUAGACCUGGCAAUUAUUUUUCUCAAAGCUUUUUUGUCUGUUUCACAGACACUUUUUGUACCAAUUUUAACACAAGGUGGUGUCUUUACGUGAAUUUUUUWAUCACUGGAAGCUAUGAGUUCCUUGGUAAUAGAUGCAAUAGGAGAUUGUAAUAAUGCAGGUUUUGACCUCAUUCAAAACCGCAUCGAUUCACUGAGCAACAAGAUGGACAAGCUCAUCAACAUUCAAGAAAAGGUCCUCAGUCGACUUGACGGAAUGUCUCAGGAAAUUGAUGAUAUCGAACAGGAUAUGGAGCAUUUGAUGGUUGAUAAGGAAGAGAUCCAUCUCCCACCCAAGGUGGUGAAUCAGACCCAGGUGGUGGGGCGUGAGGUGAGGGAGAUCUGCCAGGAGAUGAGCACCAUAAUGCUGGUGGUGAACAAGCGGUCCGAGCAGCAGGCUCAAAAGCUGGAGGGGAUGGAGAAACUGGUCCUAAGCAUGCAGCAGGUCAUCAGCUUCAUUGGGGAGACUGUAAAAAGUUCAAAGGUUAUAAAGAGGAUGUUCAAAGGCCCAGCCGCUCGGAAAGCCAAAUCUAAAGACAACAAAGGAAAACAAACGACUAAGAGGAAAUCAUCCAUGGAUACAAUUACUAAAACACUUGACAAGAAAACUACCUUUAACAAAGCCAAUAAAGGAAAACAGGAGGUAAAUCCUGCAUGUGAGGCCAGUUCUCUGCAGCCGCCUCACAAGAUAAAGCUCCACGGACCAAAGCAUUUCCUCGCAUCCCGUAAAUGUGGAAACUUUCUGAAAGAUCCCAAAGGCAAAGAUGGGUCAGAUGAGCUUGAUUUGAGCCAGAAGAGUCUUAAAGCUCAAAAGAAGAUGAAACCUCCAGAUGCUGCAGAUAACAUUUCCCUAAAAAAGCAGGCCUUGCUUCUUGAAGAGGUGCAGAAACUAAACAGAGAAAAUGCAGCAAAAACAGAUCACCAGCUUUCUUCUCUGGAUCUGGAGGCUGGAGCGCCCCCCAAAGAUCAACAAAUGGAGGUCCCUUCUCGCAGCCUGGUGGACUACUUGCAUGAAGAUUCCCAAAAUGCUGAGGUCAAGAAACAUGAGGUUAAAGAGGCAGUUAGUGAGGAGCAGAUUAAGGAUGAGAAGCCCAAAGAAAAAUCAGUGGUAUCAGACAAAAAACCUGAGCCUGCAGAAGAAAGAGCAGUGGGAAAGAAAGAAGGAGAAGAAAAGCUUGAAGUCCCUGAGGAAACGCAGGCAGAAACURUCAUAGCUGCUGGAGCAUUAGCUCAAGUCCCAGAGGUCUCCGCUUCCCACAGAGAUGAAAAAGAAGUGACUCCCAUMAGUGAAGAGCAGAAAGAUGCAACACCAUGUGCAGACCAGGAGAACCAGGAGGACAAAGCAGUGGAGGAGGAGAAAGAUGACAAUGAGGAAGAUGAGCAGAAGCCACAAAUGGAGGACUGGGCCAUCUUCAGGGCAGAUGGAGUGGAAAUGCAGCUUAACCUCAAAGAAAGAAUAGAGAACGCAGACAACGGAGAGCAAACACAGGAGGAAGAUGAUGAUGACAUUGAAAAGUUUUUUAUUGACGCAGCUCCUCCUCCGGCAGCUCCUUUUAAUCAUCGCAUUGUGUCGGCUAAGCCAAACCAGAUCCGAAACUUUUACACCAUCAACUGGCAGGAGGUCCUUGGCGGGGGUCGUUUUGGCCAGGUACACAAAUGUGUUGAAAACUCCUCAGGCCUCACUUUGGCAGCAAAGGUCAUUAAAGCUCGGAAUCAAAAAGAAAAGGACGUGGUGAAAAAUGAGAUCCAGGUCAUGAAUCAUCUGGAUCAUGCCAACCUGAUCCAGCUCUAUGCAGCUUAUGAGUCCAGAAAUGACAUCAUCCUUGUACUUGAAUAUGUUGGAGGAGGGGAGCUGUUUGACAGGAUUAUUGAUGAAAACUACACGUUAAUGGAGCUGGAUGCUGUGGUGUUCAUGAGGCAGAUCUGUGAGGGCCUGCAGUACAUGCACAAAAUGUCUGUACUUCAUCUGGACUUAAAGCCAGAGAACAUUUUGUGUGUGAGCAGAAUCACAAAUAAAAUUAAAAUCAUUGACUUUGGGCUUGCCAGGAUUUAUAAACCGAGGGAGAAGUUGAAGAUCAAUUUUGGAACGCCGGAGUUUCUUGCUCCAGAGGUCGUCACCUUUGAUUAUGUAUCCUUCAACACYGAUAUGUGGAGCCUUGGCGUUAUUACCUACAUGCUUCUGAGUGGUCUGUGUCCCUUCCUUGGCGACAAUGAGAACGAGACUCUGAACAACAUUUUGGCCUGUCAGUGGAACUUAGAGGAACAAGAGUUUGUAGACACGUCGGAAGAAGCCAAAGAUUUUAUACGGAGACUCCUCGUUGCAAAUAAAUGUUGGAGGAUGGGAGCGUGCGAGGCGCUGAGGCAUCCUUGGCUUUCUGACCCUGCUCUUCAUCACCGUCUUUAUACAAAGAAAACUAUGUGCAGAUCACGUAGAUCAUCAUGUGUGCCCCUUACUGAUAGCUAAGACCUUGAAGCAGAUGAGAUGACUCCAGCUGUGGCUACUUGGACCAACCCCUCUGUCUGCCCAAACCUCCCAAGUCUCCUGAAUGUUCCGAAUGUCUCCUGUGUUAAAUUUGGCAAAUACACUGCUGGAAAUCAGAUAUAGAUAACUCAACUUUAUUUGUAGUUUGUGCAGCUUUGUCGCAGCAAAAUCAAACAAAUCAAAAAAAUACUAUAAGCACCUUAUAAUUUUAAACAACCCAGAAAACCUGCAAUUAGGUCUGAAACUGUGUCAAGGAUCUGUGGUGGGGAUCAGAUUUUUAUUAUUAUCAAGAAAGGGUGCUAAAUAUAUCAAACAAAACCUUAAUAGACUAAUACUUGAGACAGAAUUAGUCAUUUUUACCUAUAUUAGACUCUUUUUGCUUAAUUUUAAACAAAUACAACUUGCUCUUCUUCAUCCCUCACCAGAAAAGCUAUCCCUUUGAAUAGAWAUGUGUUUAGACAACGUUCUUUGCUGCUAUUAUAUGAAGGUUAUAAUAAGAUUCAUAUUCAUAUUUCAUUGCAAAAGUAUCUUUCUGUGUGGGAUUUCUCUUAUCUAUAAAUAUUCCUUUUGGGCUGUAAAUAUAAGCUGAACUAUUGAUUUGAAUUAAGAUAUAAGCCACAAAAAACACUGCGUUGUUGGUAAUGUGUGCAUGAACAGGGCGUAAAUUGUAUGGUUUGGUGUCAGAAGUAGUAUGUGCACUUUCGAAUGUUAUUUAUUUAAACACAGAUAAUUCACAGAGAUGCUCUGGUGGACAGAUUUGUACGGCUGCCUCUUGUCAUAUUUUCCCCGUAGAGAAAACAUAUCUGACUUUAAAAAGGCACUUCAACAACAAAGUGUACGUCUUAUCGACAAAAUGUGUUAUCAUUUCUGUUGCAUGACUGUAGCUAGCUAUGUGUUUGAUCUCAGUAGUAAUUUUUGAUUUUUAUCUUCUUUUUUUAACUGUACUGUAAUAUUUAUCUGGUACUUUGUCUCUGGUUGUGUAUUUUCAACACAUUUAGRUGCUUUUUCCACAUUACAUACCUUCUGUGAAGGUCCAUUCACUAAAAAAAUCUACCUAUUGUAUACAUUUUUAGGACUGCAUACUGUAUACGUCGUAACAGUUUACCUUGAUGAUGAAUGUUUAGUCGAUUGUUGAAACAGAGUGUUUGUAGAAGUUGUUGUAACUGAAGAUUAACAAAUUCAGCAUGUAUUUGUGAAGUGUGUAUGCACCCAUUAAACUGAA